AACGGGGUGCUGGGAGCGUUUGUAAUAGUAUUGGUGCUGACUGACCAGGUGUUAACUCUCCCCUCCGGCAGAUGCUGUCGACGACACCCCAGCCGAUGGUCCAGCCAGCCCUGGGGGCGGCCAGGGACCCCAGAGCACCGUGCAGGCCGCGGCGGACUCCACGGAGCAGGCUGCGGCCGUCCUCACCCCUCCCGACGAAGACAUGGAAGCUCUUGAAGUUGACGACUGUGCCGAAGAAGAAAUGGAAGCCUCGGGCCGCAAAAGAAAAAGAAGAAUUCUCUUCAGCAAAGCUCAGACAUACGAACUGGAGCGGAGGUUCCGCCAGCAGCGGUACCUGUCAGCGCCGGAGAGGGAGCACCUAGCCUCCCUGCUGGACCUGACUCCCACGCAGAUCAAGAUCUGGUUCCAGAACCACCGCUACAAGACCAAGAAGAUGAUCCGGGAGCGAGGACUGGAUGGUCCACUGCCGCCUCUGGGGUCUAACCUCGGGUCGUUCUCACAGUCUCUGAGGUGCUUGGCGCCCAUGGCCGCCCUUACUCGCACAGACUCCACCAUCACCUCCCCAGCUCACAGACUCCCAGACUACCUCCUGCCAGGGGAUAGAAUCCCGGGGCUGGAAUGCCACGCCCCGACUUUACUACCCCUGGGUCUCCACCACGCACAGUUCCACGGACUCUUGCCCUUCCUGCCGGUCUGCCCAUUCCCCCCUCCGUCUCUGCCCACUUCCUCCCUCCUCGCCCAAGCCUCCAAUCCACUGAGGAGUUCCCUCACCUCCUCCAUUACCUCCCCGGCGACCUCCCUGCCUUCCUCUACCUCCCCGUUCGUGCCUGCUACUCCGACAUCUGCUGCGGAGGCCGCGACGCUGUGUUCCACAGCGAGGAGCUCAGGAGAGGCGACGCAGGAGCUGACCAGAGUCUUGUCCUUAGCCAGACCUAGCUCGCUCCGGGCGGAGGGUGUCUGCUGGUGAACACGACGCCUGCCCAACCUUACACUGACGGUGACGCUGUGCUACUGGUGAUGCUACAUUGAUAUGGUGACGGUGCUGGUGACGCCUGACUGCUGGUGAUGUUACAGUGCUGGUGACACUGCACUGACGGUGGCGUCGAUGGUGACGCUACACUGAGGGUGACGUUGAUGGUGACGCUACACUGAGGGUGACGUUAAUGGUGACGCUACACUGAGGGUGACGUUGAUGGUGACGCUACACUGAGGGUGACGUUGAUGGUGACGCUACACUGCUGG
Cherax quadricarinatus is the source of this 1242-nucleotide messenger RNA. The record is from RefSeq and is a predicted model, not a curated record. Lineage: Eukaryota; Metazoa; Arthropoda; Malacostraca; Decapoda; Parastacidae.